Molecule: messenger RNA, 1698 nt
Organism: Zasmidium cellare ATCC 36951
Lineage: Eukaryota; Fungi; Ascomycota; Dothideomycetes; Mycosphaerellales; Mycosphaerellaceae
Exons: 6
Coding region: 1-1698 (565 amino acids)
Biological process (GO): amino acid transport; transmembrane transport
Cellular component (GO): membrane
Molecular function (GO): transmembrane transporter activity
Source: RefSeq, a predicted model, not a curated record
AUGGCUUCCAUACACGAUGAGGACGAACGACUACUUGCACAGAUCGGCUACAAACAGGAACUUCGACGAGAGUUCAACAAAUGGUCUACAAGAUCUUACGCAAUAUCAGUCCUAGGUGUACUGGGUUCCCAGCCUGCCACGUAUGGAGUACCCAUCUCUGUUGGCGGCCCUGCUACCGCGGUGUGGACAUGGUUAAUUGGAUCCCUUAUGGCAAUGGUGAUUGCUUCUUCGGUGGCUGAGCUCGUCUCUGCUUAUCCCACGGCGGGUGGCAUGUACUUUGUCACCAAACAUGUCGUCCCACAAAAGCAUGUAGCGAUAUGGGCUUGGAUCAUUGGUUGGUGCAAUUUCCUCGGUCAAGCAGCUGGCGUGGCAUCUCUCGCAUAUACAAUCGGGCAGAUGCUUUUGGCUUUGGUCAGCAUGAACACGGAACUCUCCGAUGGCUCAUAUGCAUUCUCGCCCACGCCGGCAAUGAUCGUCGGAGUGGCAAUAGCCAUGCUUUUCAUCUUUGGCACAGUCUGUUCUCUAACGACAAGGGGUUUGCAUCGCACGAUCAUGUGGUUCGCACCCAUCAACGUCCUCGCAACGGUCGGGAUCUGCGUUGCAUUAAUCGCCUUGACCGACGACAAACGCAAUGUGAGCUUCGUCCUUACAGAUAUUCGAGACGGUUCAGGAUGGGGAUCGAGAGGGUUCUCCUUUCUCCUCGGCUUCUUGAACGUCGCAUGGGUUAUGACCGACUACGAUGGCACGACUCACAUGUCUGAAGAAACGCACGAUGCUUCCGUCGAGGGACCGCGUGCCAUUCUCAUCGCCGUUCUUUCCUCCGGUGUACUUGGCCUGGCACUGAAUGUUUGCCUUACGUUCUGUCUACCACUGGACUACAUGAACUCCAUCGUCGGUUCUCCAACAGGCUUCCCCGUUGCUCAGAUCUUUCUCAAUGCAGGCGGCAAGGCUGGUGGGUCAGCUAUGCUCUUCUUCGUCAUCCUAGUUCAGAUCUUCACGGGAGCAAGUGCCAUGCUUGCCAACGCUCGAAUGGUCUACGCCUUUGCCAGAGACGAAGCUCUACCAUUUUCAAAGUUCUGGAGUAAGAUCAACGAACAUACCCAUACACCCGUCAAUGCCGUCUGGUUCGUGGUCGGCUUCUGCACUUGUCUUAACUUCAUCGGAUUUGGCUCGACCGAGACAAUCACAGCCAUCUUCAACCUCUGUGCGCCCUGUCUGGACCUCAGCUACAUCGCAGUCAUCUUCGCGCGACUGUGGUAUGCUGGUCGCGAAGACGUAGCACCCUUCCGACCUGGAAAGUUUGAGCUUGGCUGGAUGAGCAAGCCAUUGAAUAUCACGGCCAUCGCAUGGGUGAGCUUCAUCAGCGUCAUCCUAUUCUUCCCGACCUCUGUGCCCAUCACGGCGACGAACAUGAACUACGCGAUCGUCGUAGCCGCCUUCGUGGGCGUCUUCUCUCUCGGCUGGUGGUGGGCCGGUGCUCGCCACAAAUACACUGGUCCGAGAACGCUGGAACUGCUUGUCACGGUGCCUGAGAGCGAUCCUGAUGAGCGCCAGUCACAUGCUGGUCAAGACAUUACGUCGAGGAAUGCGUACUCGAAACAGACGGACGACAGCGAUGUCUAUUCGUCGAGUCCGGAUUCUGACGAUCCGCUUGUCCCAGCAAUGACUUCUGCGGCGGGACCGCUCGACAGGACUUAG